GAUUACUAUUUCAUUUUUUAGUGUUAAGAAAACGCAAAAUAGUAUAUCUAAGACCUGUUUACAAGUAACCUAAACGAUUUAAAUGUACAGAUUUAGAACUUCCUAAUAUUAAAGUUAUUAUUUGGUGCAGGGGAAGGACCUCAUAUAUUAUAUUGAGGUUGGGUUUAGUUUAUUAUUAUACGACUUUAUUGCUCGUGGCCAAACUCCACGUGGCCAGCCCGUUGGCGAGGUUCAAACCCACAACCAGUGUUCAGUGGUUUUAUCUACUAGGCUUAUAGCUUAGGACCUCAAUAAGUCUAAAUCCUUGUCUGAAUAUAUAUUUUCUGCACUCUAAAAGAAUACAGAAAUGUAAUAACGAUAGCCCAAAAUGAAGAUCUAAGAUUUUAGAGCAUAACGUAUAAAAUUUCUAAAAAAUGAAGACAUUUUAGAAUUUCCAACCUUGCCAGCCUAAGUAAUUAAGAAGGCCUUUUUACUGGGCGGUAAAAGUUAAAAUUUAGAGUAAACAAAUUUACUAAUUAUUGCUAAAACUAAAUAUUCUAAACGAAACAAUAAAGCCUUAACAAUUCGAUAUUCUAUAUUCAAUAAUGGCAGAAGUCUUUGAUAACUUUUCAAUGAUGGAUUAUUUUACUGCCCUGUUUUUAUUUAGCUUGAUUGUUUAUAUUUAUCUAAGAGAAUCGUGCCAAUUUUAUUAUGAAAUCAAAGACGAGGAUUUUCAAAUCCGCGACGACAAAAGAAAAUCUGAUUUCGAUAACACCAUUAAUGAUCCAAUCAAAGUAGAAGAAGAAAACGAAAGUGAAGAAUUGCAACAAAGGACAAUCGAGCAAGAAAUGCCUCCGUGUAAUGUCGAUAUCGACCAUUUUAAUCCCGAUAUCUCUAAAGAUAAUUCCUGCGAAGAUAUCUUGAGCACUUUCGUUAUUAUAAACGAGAAUUUACUAGAGGAAUCCAACGUGGAAAACUUGGAGGAACCCAUCCUAAACGGGAAGACAAAAAAAAUUCUCGAGCGUAAUUUUGGAAUUUACUUAAGCACGUACUUCGAGUGAAGAAUACUUUCUUCUAUUUUAUGCAAAAAUUGUAGAGCAAAGAAUAUUGACGAUGAUUUUUUUUCAAUAUUUAAUAAUAUUCUAAAUUUUUAAAUAUUUUUGGCAAUAAAUUUUAUCUAAGCAAAAUCGAAUUUUAAUUUAAUUGUGCCGAGAAUUUUGGAUUGGAUUGAUGGGUUAUGUCACGCAACCUAUGGGCGAUCUACAAUGGGGUAGUUGCUUUCCACUAAGACUUUAUAUGGAAAACCGCCCCUUAUUUAGGUGUUAGACACGUGAAGAAAACACGAAAAACUCCACGUGGCACCAUUGGCAAUGGCUCGAACCCGUGACCAACUACUAAUUAUCAUUAGUUUAUCCAUUUGGCCACUGGUUGAGCUAAGAAUUUUGGGCCUAACCUUUUUAAAUUAAUCAUUUUUUAAACAGAAGUAGCCUGUUGUAUUUUUAAGAGUCCAUCUUGCUGCUCAAAAUAACACUGAAAGUAUAGUCAAAAACAAUACCUAAAGGGUAUUUUACAAUACAUAAAAUCUCCGACAGAUAUUCAUGAAAUUAUUAGUAAUAAAAAUUUUGAUUCAAGAAAUUAUUUAUAGCCUAUAAAGUAAAAUCUGUGUAAGCCGGAUUCGCACGGAAACGGAUAUUUUUCCGGUGUGACAGGUUUUUCCGGUUAGCAGGUCCGAAAAUAGCUGCGUUUCGCGAUUUUUUCCCAUUUAUCCUAUUCUCCAAGACAGUUUACACUUAUUGCCUAUUAUUAUUUGGUAGAGGAGGAAUGGCCCGAAUUAUGUUGUAGUGCAGAGCCACAAUAAAUCUAAAUCCGGCCCUGAAGGCCGAAUAUAGAGGCGGAAAAGGCUUGGAUUAUAAGGCCUUUUUCCUGUCUCUAUCUGCCGCUCUAGAGAUCCGGCGUUGUAAUAUUGAUAGAUUGGAUCAGAAAUUUCACAAAGGUUGAUCCCGAUGGGAGGUUGGCCUUUUAAAAAGGUGGAGUUAGAUAUAAGAUAAAAGGGCCUCAACGGCCAUUUAUCUAACUCCUCUUAUAUGUCCGAGUGCCUCCAUGUCCCUGCACCCUUUUUUUCUUGUAUCUAACAGUACGCCAUUGUAGACCUGCAGUUUCAGAAGAGAUUUAGAAUCGGCUUUAAGUAAAGGCAUUGGUCUGCUUAAACAAUCGGGUGGUGAAAAAAUAUCUUCAAAAUCUGUUUCAUGGACAUCGGAGGAAUCAUUUUCCGAGCGUCAAAAACCUUAACAAAACCAAUUACGGAUUACGACACUAUCGACUGGAAGAGGAUCAGGUAUCAUCAUCAUCCUUCACUCGAUCAUAAAAUGACGUAUGUAUUAGUUCUGUGUUCGGUGUUAAUUAUUAAUUUAAAUCCCAUCCGCGGUUCGAGUUACUGCGAAGAUGUACCUUGUGGUUUUGUCGAAAGCACGAAACUUAAACUAGAAAUCGCUAAACCCGAACUCGACGUUAUAUCGGAUUUAACAGCUAAUGUCGUUAAAAACGAAAUUAUCGUCACAGAAGAGUUUAAUCCUUCCGUCAAGCAAGCUCUACAUGAUUUGCACGAGUUACUUUUAUACACGGAAGAUCUGAAUAAUGAAGAUUUAAUCGUUGAUGAAGUCCCCGAAGAUUUGUUUCUUCGGCUUAAUAUGGAGGAACGGAGUUGCACCCAACUGGAAGAAAGGUAUGAUAAGUUAUUAAUGGAAACGGAGAUGAUAGUAAAUAAUAUAUUACAACUUUCUAACAAGGAAAAAGAAACCGAAGACUUACUUCAAGUUAUAAAAAAACACUCGAGUAAUUUAAUGCAAGCUCUCGUUACCACUCAACAAAAUUCCGAAAAGUUGAUGAAUAAUAAAAUGGCGAAUUCCGAAUUUAAUCGCACGAUACAAGACAUGAUUUUUCAGCUAAAUAAAACUCUUUCGUCCCCGCUGCUUAUUGGAAACUCUGAUUUACUUAAUUUGAAAGACCAAUUAGAGAAAAGUUAUGAUAUAAACGUGCAACUCGUGGGGAUAUUUCAGGAAAUUGAAAAACUUCGAGGAUCUCUACAGAAAUUACGAGAAAUUGGUGAUAAUAUGGAGGCGAUGGGAAAGGAUAUUCAAGCAAUUUUGAACUCAUUCAACGCGAAAAACGAAACUCGAGUACCAUCGAAUAAUAAUAAUAACAGAUUUGCAAAGACUAAUAAAAAUAAUAAGAAAAGAAAAGAGGGCCUCUCCGUUGCAGAAAUCAUAAAAUCUAAGAAAGAAAAUAAAAACGGUUAAAACGAGUAAUUUUAACACUUUAAAAAUGUUAGUUCUUUUAAUAUUAAGUUAUGAGAAAUCUUAAUUAUAUAAAGAAUUUAAUUUCGUGUAAAAAUUAUUUGUGUACUGAAGUAAUUUGUAAGGAUGUAAAAAGGUCUGUACGAAAAUAAAAUUGUGUUUUGUACAUUUAAUAGUCGAAUGCUCCUGGCAUUUCUAGGGCUUAUGAGAGGGUGACAAAAAUAAUGGUGUGUAGUAAAUAAAAUGUACUGUACAUUUAUUGAGCGGAGUAUUUAUAAUAAUGAAACUGAAAAACAAAAAAUUGCUGGGGCUUAAGUUAAGAAGGAUGGGCUUUAGGGGUGGAAUCCCGUAGUAUUUUUGUAGGGUGUCGAAGAAUAUUCGUGCCAAAUUUGGUGAAGAUACGUUGAAAGAUUAUGGAACAUUUGCAUGCAUACAUAUUUUGACUUUUAUAUAAAUAAAUACAGUAUAUUUUCUACGCCGUGGCAUAGGAAUUACAUCGAUCUUCGUUUAUUAUCUCACAAGUAAAGCAUGGCACUGAGUAAAUAGAAAAAAAUUCAAAUUAUUUUGAUGGUGAGAACCGGCAGUCAGUGUAAAAUCGCUGAAGAGUUUGACAAGCUGCAUCCAGACUUCCUAAUAAUUACACACUGCAGUCUGGAUAUACUGUUAAAAUCUGACUUUCGGAUCUCCACCAUCAAAAUAACUUGAAUUUAUUCCUCGUUUAUCUGUAAAAAAAAAAAAUAAACAAAGGUUAAUAUAACUCAUAUGGUUCCAGACUUAUAGGGCACCCUUUAUAAUUUUGGUAAAUUUAUUUUAUAAAUUAUUACAAGAAAAAAGCAUGCAAAACUAUUAAUGGUGAUAAAAUUAACAGACUAUAUAGCAUACAUAAAAAAAAUAUAUUUGCAGUGUAAUUAGAUAAAAAUUAAAGUGUACAAUACUCCUGAUAUUGUAUAUGACAAUAUACUGUAAUUAAUUACAGCUGCCAACUUAAUUAUACCUUACUUAAACUAUAAAUAAAGGUAUGGCACAAAAAUUAUCAAUAGAAUAAAAUCUCAAUUAUCCAUCACUUUGGUACAAAACUGAUUAUUUACCAUGAUAUCUAUUUUGCUAGCAUGUAAGUUAUGCACCACAAGCAUGAAUGCCAUCCUAUUGCAUGCAGAUUUGGACGUGUAUACUAUCAUUCUUCACACCUUGCAAGACAUCAGGUUUUGACCUUAAAAUGGGUGAAUGACAUAAAUCAAUUAGGGCCUUGUGACCUCACUGGUAAAAACUCAGUGAUGCUAUGUGUUUGUCUGGCAUCAAUGUUGUCCCAAAAUGGAAAAUCCCAUAUGGUUUGUUUAUAGUAUGUGACUUACAAGUACAAAAUCUACAGGGUGUCUGGUAAUAUUGUUUAGAAGUAUGAGUAUAUUAUACAUUUAAUUUUACGGUAUUUAUUACACGUGUUUAUAUUAUGCAGUAUAAUUUCAUAUAUAAACAAGUUAUUAUCUGACAGUUCAUUUGAAAUUGUUAGCAUGCAUUUUUGAAAUAAGAUUUCAAAUUUCAUACAGUAAGAGUAUUUGAAUUGACUCAACUCUUCCUGCUUUUCCUAUAAAUCAAUAUUGAGUUAUUUUAUAAGCUGGAUAUUAGAGGGUAGAACCUACACAUGGGCAUAGGAUGAAGAAAAGAGGAGUGUGAAGAGUUGAGAAGGAGGAGAUAAAUUCCUAGUAGGGUAAUGUGCAGAUAGAAUGAAGAGAUAUUAAUUAAAAUAAAUACAUUUGUUGAGAAAUGUUUACGUAGUAGUAGUAAUUACAUAAAGUAACAGCUUCACUAUACCAGGGCAAUACAGUAAAAGCUGGAUAAUCAAGAUUCUAAUAUUGUUGUUAUUAAAGUUUAGAAAUAAUUAAGCUUCGUUGUAAAAAAUGUAUUAUUAUUUAAUAAAAAAGUAACAAGACUACUUUUUAAGAAUUAAGAAAAUCUCUUUAUUGCACAUAUUGUA
Messenger RNA from Centruroides sculpturatus (bark scorpion), 5244 nucleotides. RefSeq names its product homer protein homolog 2-like. The coding region runs from base 2226 to 3275 and encodes 349 amino acids. The record is from RefSeq and is a predicted model, not a curated record. The transcript has 3 exons. NCBI's taxonomy places the organism in Eukaryota, Metazoa, Arthropoda, Arachnida, Scorpiones, Buthidae.